Messenger RNA from Anopheles darlingi, 2905 nucleotides. RefSeq lists its product as uncharacterized. The transcript is spliced from 2 exons. Lineage: Eukaryota; Metazoa; Arthropoda; Insecta; Diptera; Culicidae. The coding region runs from base 663 to 2798 and encodes 711 amino acids. The record is from RefSeq and is a predicted model, not a curated record.
AGGUGACUGAUUCAGGAUUCCAUUUGGUUACGAUUCUAUUGAGUUUGAAAUAAAUCCGAAACAAAAUGUCCAUGACAGCAGAAAGUUGAAUCUUUCUACUUGUUAUCAUACAGCGUUCUUUUCUGAAAUAGGUCCUCGAUCAUCAUUAUGAUCGUCAGUCACUACUAAACGCUCACAUAAGUAGUGCUCUUUCAUUAUUGGAAUAUGCUGUCCCAGGUUUAUGCGCUGUGUAUGAUUUGGGUCCCCGUUUGUAUAAUUUCUUCUCAUGUAAUCGUCUACACUUGCAAACGAAGGCAAUAUUUUGAUAGCAUGAUUGCGAUGAGGGAAUCAUGUAAUUCCCCUGAAACAAAAUGUGCAUUUGUUUUUUGUAUGUUGAUGCCGCGCCACUGCUUAACCUAUGAUGACCUCUUUGUAAGAUUAUAACGUAAUGCUACUUUACUGCUUUACCGGUGGUUACUUCCAUCAGCCAAUCAGACAUAGAGCUCGUUUGGCGCAUUCGAUGAUACGGACUUGGGGAAUCACCUCAAACACUGAUAGUGGUACUGGCGAGAGCUUUUUACUGUACAACAGUUAUUUGUUGUACAGUAAAAGUACAGUUAUUUGUUGAACCUUGAGCGGACCAGGUCUGCUCAGUGAAUUCAAGGAGUGAAACAAGUGCAAUUAUGGAACGUACGAAGCGAGAUUCGCAGAGGCUGUUGGAGCUGUUUUUUGGCGAUGAAGUAGAACUGUUCACUGAGAACAUAUUUGAUCAACGUACGCUUCUUGUGCGCCAACAACGAAAUGUGCACUGUUUCCGGCUGGAAAAUGAAACCAAUCAGUCAUCCUGGAAGCUUUUGUGGUCUCGGGAGAACUUCCUGGACAGCGGGGCAAGGCAAAGAUUGUUGAUCACCAAUUCCGGUUGGCUGUUAAUCCGAACUAGCAAUGGAAUGAAAUUCUACCGCUUGGAAGGGCAAGAUUUGACACCGAAAUAUUAUACUACGGAUGCGCGGUACCGUUCGAUGUACGGAUGGGAUAAGCAGGAAACCGUGGUGCUGAUGGGACACUUCUAUGCCGAUCGGGAACGAAUUGGAGUGCUUAGCCGUAACAAACGUGGUGAAGUGCGGUUUGAGCAGAUGGUCGAAAGUGUGGUACUGGAUGGUGGCAUUCAACCACUAUGGACAUUGAGCGAAUCGCAUGUGACCGUUCCCGCCGCAUGGAAGCAGUCAUCAACGCACCUAUCAUUGGCGAAGCUUGAUAACAGCGGGCAGUUGGUUAUCGUAGAACGUGCCGCUCCAGGGCUGAUUAACGUACACAAGUUCAACGAAAACCUGAAACUUCAAACGAUCGCCCACUCGGAGGGAGUAGCUUACAGCGGGCCAGAUAAGGAGAUCAUUGCAUUUGGCAAUAUCUUUAGUAACGGUGAUGGCAUGGAUUUAAUACAUCUAAGUUCUGCAGGGCUGACGCUUUUCCAACGCACGGGAACUUCCUUUCAAGUCGUGCUCCAAGAUUAUCCGCUAAGUAGUUCAAUGUCCGGUUGGGAGAUGAAACAUUGGCGCACAGCUGUUUUAAUGGACGUGGAUGGUGAUGGUAGCGACGAACUUUGGAUAUCCGGUCCGCAGGGCAUCGUAGGGUUUCGAUUAUCGGAUGUUGGUGUUCAAAAUAUGGCCGAUGUCUUCGAAUACCCGGAUGAUGUACGGUAUGCGCGUACGAUGGCUUUGCUUCUAGAUGGUUUAAAUCCACCAAUAUUACUGUCAGCCUCAGGAAGAUCACUCAACUCGUUUCGACUUAAAGCUUCAACUGCUAACCAAACGCAAAUCUCCGAACCUAGCAAGGAAGGAGUAAACACGGAUGAAAUGGAAUCUUCGGAUUUACUGUUUACCAUUAAACCUCAUACCGGUCCGAAGGUGCAGCUUUCCCUAGCAGAACAGCUUGACACGUCGAUGCUGGCUGAUCCGAUUAAUCCUUUUCUUGGGAAUCUCAACUUUGCGCUGCCUCUGCUUAAAGUUGGCGAACUUUUCAGCCUUCCAACGAUGAAGUAUGUCUUCUAUCAGGAAACGGAUAGUGACGGUCCGAUGGGGCGAGGUUGGUCCCUGCCGGCGGAUUGCGUAUUUAUCGAUCGUCGUAAUAGCAUCUUCUUAGAAGACCAUCGGUACUAUCUACUAAGGAGCGGUUCGGUGACGAUGCUCACGCCAAGGGAAAGCAACGCGAUAACCUUCGAUCUAGCAGGUAGCCCUGAUACGAGCGUCACUUUCAAUCGCACCUUGAACCAAUGGGUGAUCGUAAACGAGCAGAAGGACGUGUUCACCUACGGUACCCACGGUACAAGUCAGUUCAUCAAGAUGGAUAUCGGAUCGGAGAAUUGGCCUUUUCCGUUGGAUGCAAAGAAGUAUAGCGACCAUAAGGAUACACAUAUGCCAUCCGUAUGGUAUCUAGUCCAUCACAGCGAUCGCAUGGGUGAUCAGUGGCUACAAUACUCAUACAUCAAGGAAUCUGGUGAAGAAGAUUUGCUACUAUGCACGAUAACUACGAGCAGUGGAGGAUUGCUUCAGCUAUCUUACACGGAGCUUUUUAGUAAAAUUAUGUUCACCAAUUUUAGUAUCACUACUCCUAACUACAGCCAAUCCGUGGACUUGAGCUAUGUACAAACCGAUGACCAGAUACGGCUUCGUAGUAUUUCUCAGCUCGGUAAAGCCGUUAUGCAGUUCACAUACCGUGGUGUUGCUGGAGCUAUGAAUACACCAAAACGUGCUGAUGAACCGCUUCGAAACAUUCACCGACCCAAGGGCAGACUAUGGUCCCAGCUAUCUACUUGUGUGUGACAUUACGGAAUAUCGUCAGGUGCGAGUUCGAUUGCGCGACCAUCUUGGAUCGGAUACUAUAGCGAUUGCCGGAUCGACCCUUCCAAUGCUCGGGAAGAGACCAGUGU